AGCAACCUCCACCUUUCCCCGGACAGAAUGAGAGGCUGCUAGUGACCUAGCAGCAUGGGGAAACUGCUCAGGUUGGGGCCCCAGGAGAGGCGGGGCCUGCGGCCCAAGCGGCUUCUGUGGAGUCGCCUGCUCUUCCUGUUGGGAAUGCUGAUCGCUGGCUCCACCUAUCAGCAUUUGAGGCGGCCGCAGGGCCUCCCAUCCCUGGAGGCUGAAGUCUUUCCCCAACAGCCUGUCAAGCUGGCCAGCAGGGACCUCUCCCCAGAAGAGGAGGUUCUAACGGUGAGCAGGGCUCCCCCAAAAGCUGACUCUGCAUUGGAGGAGAAGGCAUUGGCACCCCAAACCACAGCGGGCAGGGAGGAAGCAACAGCACCCAGCCGGACUAUAGAGAGCACCCCCAGGAUGCCCCAAAGCACAGCCAAGAGCACUCCAGUGACAACGGAGAAUCAUGACAGCCCACCAGCCACGGGGAUGCAAGGAGGAAAGCAAAAUAUCCCAUCAACACUGAGUAGAGGCCUGCACCUGUAUUCCCUAAUUGCAGGCCGACAAACGGCACGAAGUUCUACCCCAGUACCCAGGAAAGAAGCAGAGAGCUCCAGCUCCACUUGGGCCAGAGGGGAGGAGGAGAAUUAUACCCCACGCCUGACCAGUGGAGAAACAGACACGUUGGCACCGCCUGUGUUCACAAUGACAAUGGGAACGAGCCUAGGAACCAGCCAGGCAGUGGCCUUCAGGACCACCAUGGAAGGGGGUGCAGCUAGGGCAACCUACAGAGUCUGGGAGACCAGCCCUGCUAGGAGAACUGUGGAAGAAAGCCCUGCUGCUACUCUGCGGGAUGUGGCUGAGCACAGCACCCCUCUGCUGGUCCAGGAUGCAGAGGCAGAGCCCUGGACAUCUGUAAGGGAUACGGUGGGAAAGCACACGGUAAACACCCCCAGAAGAGGGGAAGAGAGCACCUCUACUGGUCCCUGGUGGCCGGCGGGCAGGAAGAGCCCAGCUCCCCAGGGAGCCAUCCGGCAGCUAUCCCUAGCCAUCUCCAAAGGGGCGGGGACCAUAAGCAGCAUGCCCAACCGCAGCCCAGCACACGCUAAGGACUCCACCACUGCCUGGAGGGUGAGGAGUCCCUCAUUCAGAACCAGUGCACCUGUCCUCACCACAGCCUCUACCACCACGGAGGGGCUGGUGAGGGAAGCUUCCACAGCACCUGGCACCUCCAUGACCCCCAAACUCAGGGGAAACCCUACCACGCAGGUCCGGCACUGCGUGGUGGUGGAGCCGGCCCUGGCUGUGCCUGCUGAUCCCUCCCCAAGCUCCACAACAGCCCUACUUCCAGAAGCCCUCAGCCCCAGCCCUUCCACACAGCCCCCCGGCUGGCCAGAUCUCCACUCCAAGGGCGAGUACCCCCAGGACCUGUUCAGUGUGGAGGAGCGGCGGCAGGGCUGGGUGGUCCUGCAUAUCUUUGGCAUGACGUAUGUGUUUGUGGCCUUGGCCAUCGUGUGUGAUGAGUACUUCGUUCCGGCUCUGGGUGUCAUCACAGAAAAGCUGCAGAUCUCCGAGGAUGUGGCAGGGGCCACCUUCAUGGCUGCCGGAGGCUCAGCCCCGGAACUCUUCACCUCCCUUAUCGGUGUCUUCAUUUCCCACAGCAAUGUGGGCAUCGGUACCAUCGUGGGCUCCGCCGUGUUCAACAUCCUCUUUGUCAUCGGCACCUGUGCCCUCUUCUCCCGGGAGAUCCUCAACCUCACUUGGUGGCCCUUGUUCCGUGACGUCUCCUUCUACAUUCUCGACCUGACCAUGCUCAUCCUCUUCUUCCUGGACAGCCUCAUCGCCUGGUGGGAGAGCCUGCUGCUACUGUUGGCCUAUGCCCUCUACGUAUUCGCCAUGAAGUGGAACAAGCAGAUCGAGCUCUGGGUGAAGGAGCAGCUCAGCAAGAGGCCAGCAGCCAAGGUCAUGGCCCUGGAAAGCCUCAGCAAGACGGGUGACAGGGCCAUUGCUGAGGACGAGCCACAGGACGGCCCGAAGCUGAAGCUCCCAUCCUUGUUGACCAGAGGAAGCAGCUCAGCCUCUCUGCACAACAGCACGAUCCGCAGCACCGUCUUCCAGCUCAUGAUCCACAGCCUGGAGCCCAUGGGGUUCGGUGCCCGCUCCUCCAAGGAAAAGGAGGAGAGCUUGAAUCAGGAGGUCCGAGCCCAGCCCCAGGCCAAAGCUGAAAACAAACCCGAAGAGGAGGAACUGGCCGAGCCCCCAGCAGUCACGGUCACACCAGCCCCUCUGGAUGUCCCAGGGGAGGAGGAGGAGGAGCCAGGCGGUCAGGAAGAUGUGGCGCAAGCUGAGAACGCAGGUGACAAGGGAGUGGCUGCUGGCCAAGGUGUCGUCAGGGAGGAAAACAGGGAGGCCGCUCAGCCAGAGGGGGAAGCUGGGCCCGAGGCAGAAGCAGCUGAAUGUGGAAGUGGAGGUGAGGCAGAAGGAAGAGGAGACGAACAUGGAGGUGAAGAGGAACUUCCAGCUGAAAGCAAAGGGGCCAAUGAAAGUACUGGCUGGGGGGGCGUCCCGGCAGAAGAUGGAGUUGAAGGGAAAACGGAAGGCCAGGAUACCAGUGCUGAAAACCAAGGUGAAGCCAACAACGAUGAGAAGGGUGCGGAUGGGGAAGGAGGAAACGAUGGAGGUGACAGUGAAGAGGAGGAGGAGGAGGAGGAUGAAGAUGAGGAGGAGGAGGAAGAGGAAGAUGAUGAUGAGGGAAACGAGGAGCCCCUGUCCCUGGACUGGCCUGAGACCAGGCAGAAGCAGGCUCUCUACCUCUUCCUCCUGCCCAUCGUGUUCCCACUCUGGCUGACGGUGCCGGAUGUCCGGAGGCAGGAGGCCAGGAAGUUUUUCGUCAUCACCUUCCUGGGAUCCAUCAUAUGGAUUGCCAUGUUCUCCUAUCUCAUGGUGUGGUGGGCUCACCAGGUUGGCGAAACAAUAGGGAUUUCAGAAGAGAUUAUGGGAUUGACCAUCCUAGCAGCAGGUACGUCAAUUCCUGACCUCAUCACCAGCGUGAUUGUCGCCCGGAAAGGCCUGGGAGACAUGGCCGUGUCAAGCUCUGUGGGCAGUAACAUAUUUGACAUCACUGUGGGCUUGCCUGUUCCGUGGCUGCUUUUCUCUCUCAUCAAUGGGUUGCUGCCUGUGCCGGUGAGCAGCAACGGCCUGUUCUGCGCCAUUGUUUUGCUUUUCCUCAUGCUGCUGUUUGUGAUCUCGUCCAUUGCAUCCUGCAAGUGGAGGAUGAACAAGAUCCUGGGCUUCACCAUGUUCCUCCUCUAUUUUGUGUUCCUCAUCAUCAGCGUGAUGUUAGAAGACCGGAUCAUAUCCUGUCCUGUGUCCAUCUGAGACAGGCACCUUUGCUCCCAAUGCACACCCGUCUGAAGACCGUGUCGGAAGUUGUUGUACCUCCUGUUCCGUUACUGAAAGGACGAGCAUGCUCCAGGGCAGGGAGUGGAGUGGACUGACC
Ochotona princeps (American pika) is the source of this 3478-nucleotide messenger RNA. RefSeq names its product solute carrier family 24 member 1 (gene SLC24A1). Gene Ontology annotation, biological process: visual perception; long-term synaptic depression; intracellular calcium ion homeostasis. Gene Ontology annotation, cellular component: membrane. The record is from RefSeq and is a predicted model, not a curated record. Gene Ontology annotation, molecular function: calcium, potassium:sodium antiporter activity; calcium channel activity. Lineage: Eukaryota; Metazoa; Chordata; Mammalia; Lagomorpha; Ochotonidae. The coding region runs from base 55 to 3357 and encodes 1100 amino acids. The transcript has 9 exons.